This is a messenger RNA of Aspergillus eucalypticola CBS 122712, 645 nucleotides long. RefSeq lists its product as uncharacterized. The record is from RefSeq and is a predicted model, not a curated record. The coding region runs from base 1 to 645 and encodes 214 amino acids. The transcript is spliced from 8 exons. Lineage: Eukaryota; Fungi; Ascomycota; Eurotiomycetes; Eurotiales; Aspergillaceae.
AUGAACGCCAAGUGGCCGAAAGCUUGGGACCUAGUGAGUGGCACUGCAAUCAAGUCGGAGAGGGAUUUUGCCUCUGGGGGCUCGGGAACCGUGAACCAGAGGCGGCUUUGUCAGGCACUCAACGUGUUCUCUUCAUUUGCGAAUUGCCGGUUCCAAUCCGACAGGGCUGAACCAUACCAUGACCGUGCUUCUGUGUGUCCGGGCGUUGGAGUCACUUGGCCUGUUUAUCAUCCUGGUUCAUUUGGCGCUCAUUUAGCGGGGUCUCACUCCUCGGAUUGGAAGAUUUUGAUUCGAUUCCGUGCUUUCCGCCAUGGUAUCGGACCCAGAGCACCUGCCCCAAACAAGUCAUCGAUCUUCCACCCAUCCACACCAAACGGUACGACAGCUUGUAGACGCCCUGUAGGGCAGAGGGCCCGUCCACGCUGCUCCAGAAGCCCGCCUGUUUCGGUGGUUGUUGCAGUCCUGCGGUGGAGAAGCGCGACGUAUAACAUCUUCACCGGUUGUGCGGUAGAGAAUAACCGGGAGAAUAGGACGAACUUGGCAGUUAAAAAGGCAAAGGGGACCAGAGCGAUGCUGUUGGCUUUUAAACCCGGAGUGAUUAUUGUUAGAUUACGUCAGGGUCCAGUGACCGGCGGAAGCAGGUGA